This is a messenger RNA of Aspergillus novofumigatus IBT 16806, 2091 nucleotides long. RefSeq names its product putative NADH-ubiquinone oxidoreductase 64 kDa subunit. Gene Ontology annotation, molecular function: NADH dehydrogenase activity; calcium ion binding. The transcript has 4 exons. NCBI's taxonomy places the organism in Eukaryota, Fungi, Ascomycota, Eurotiomycetes, Eurotiales, Aspergillaceae. The coding region runs from base 1 to 2091 and encodes 696 amino acids. The record is from RefSeq and is a predicted model, not a curated record.
AUGAGCACGGCGCUACUCCGAAGCCGCCCAAAUACUGCGGCGCUCAGGAGGAUCUGUCUUGUAUCACAUGGAGGUCAAUUUCCGAAACCUCGCUCCUCAAUUGGCAUUGCUGCAUCUCGUGCUUUACAUACGACCCGGCGGCGACCAGUGACCCAACAGCGUAUCUCAAAUAUCCUGCGCAGUGCGUCGUUAUCAGUCCGAUAUGAGUCAACAGGAAAGGACCCAAUGGCUAAAGCUGCCCGCAAAUCCCCCGCCCUCAACAUACUCGUAAAGAGCUUCACGUACUGUGGAUUUUUCAUUGUCAUGACCGGCGUUGCAGUAGUCGCGUUCUUCAUCUACGAUGCGACCACGUACCGAGAAGAUCCUAGCUCAGAAGACAUUCCUGUGUCUGAAUUGGCACUUAACCCUCGACGCGGGGGACCGAAGAACCUGCCUAUAGCGGAGGUCCUGGUGGGAGACAAUGACUCGGAGGCGAUGGUGCAGCAGAACGACAAGCCACGUUUGGUCAUUCUGGGAACGGGCUGGGGCAGUAUCGCGCUUCUCAAAAAUCUUAAUCCUGGCGAUUAUCACGUCACGGUUGUAUCGCCGACGAACUAUUUCCUUUUCACGCCUAUGUUGCCCUCCGCCACCGUUGGGACUCUAGGGCUGCGCUCGCUUGUUGAGCCAGUCCGGCGGAUCAUCCAACGGGUUCAUGGUCAUUUCUUGAAGGCCGAGGCCGAAGAUGUGGAUUUCUCGGAGAAGCUGGUUGAGGUGUCUCAAGUUGAUGCCAAUGGCAAAAAGCAGAACUUUUACCUUCCGUACGACAAGCUGGUGAUCGCUGUUGGAUGCGUCACAAACCCCCACGGUGUCAAAGGACUCGAGCAUUGUAAUUUCCUGAAGACGAUCGACGAUGCUCGUAAAAUCAAGAACAAGGUCCUCGAGAACAUGGAGUUGGCUUGUUUACCGACUACCAGUGACGAGGAACGUCGGCGUCUGUUGUCGUUCGUUGUCUGUGGCGGUGGCCCGACAGGCGUUGAGUUCGCGGCCGAAUUGUUCGACCUGCUGAACGAGGACCUACUUCGCUCGUUCCCCAAAAUUCUGAGAAAUGAGAUCUCCGUUCACAUCAUUCAGAGUCGGAGUCAUAUCCUGAACACUUACGAUGAGGCUGUGUCCAAGUAUGCCGAAGCCCGUUUCAACCGUGAUCAUGUUGAAGUCCUGACAAAUGCUCGAGUAAAGGAGGUUCGCGACGACAGAGUUUUGUUCACUCAAGUCGAGAAUGGCCAGCCGGUGGUGAAGGAGAUCCCGAUGGGUUUCUGCUUGUGGUCGACCGGAGUUGCUCGCGCUGAACUCUGCAAGAGACUCUCAGACAAGCUCGAGGCUCAGAACAACAAGCACGCUUUGGAAACCGACACUCACCUGCGUCUAAUCGGAGCUCCUCUGGGUGACGUGUAUGCCAUCGGUGACUGUUCGACCGUCCAGAACAAGGUGGCCGAGAAUAUCAUUUCUUUCCUGCGUACUAUCGCCUGGGAGAAGGGCCAGGAUCCCGAGAAAAUCCACCUCACAUUCCGGGAAUGGAAAGACGUAGCCAACCGAGUCAGGAAGCGCUUCCCCCAGGCAGCCAACCACCUCCGCCGGCUAGACAAGCUCUUUGAACAGUAUGACAAGGACCACUCCGGUACCCUCGACUUCGGCGAACUGCACGAACUCCUCCACCAGAUCGACACCAAGCUCACCUCCCUGCCCGCUACCGCCCAGCGCGCCAACCAACAAGGCGAAUACCUGGGCCGCAAACUCACCAAGGUCGCAGCCGCGCUCCCCGGCAUGCGAGCCAACGAGAUUGAACACGGUGACGUCGACGACAUCGUCUACAAACCCUUCAAGUAUAAGCAUCUCGGCAGCCUGGCGUACAUCAGCAACGCGGCCGUCUUCGACUUCGGCGGUCUCAAUUUCAGCGGUGGCGUUCUGGCCAUGUACCUCUGGCGAAGCGUCUACUUCGCGGAGAGCGUCAGCUUCCGCACGCGGUGCAUGCUGGCCAUGGACUGGGCCAAGAGAGCACUCUUCGGAAGAGGUCCGUUCCCUUCGCAUCUACUCUUCUUUCUCGUGAUUCCAUAA